AGCUGUUUCUUGGUUUUGCUUUGUGUUGAAUCGGGUUCGAGUUCAUGUACAUUCUCAGCUGUUUGAUGUUCAGAGAGUGAUUGAUUUCAAGAGUAUACAUCUUUUUUCAAAUUUUCAAUAAUGUCUGAAUCUCAAUCGACUUCGUCGAGUGGCGAGAUUGCAACUCCUCACGUAGAAAAUGUCGAUAAAUGUGAGGAAUUCGCUGAGCCAGAGGCAAAAAAACGCAAAACUUCCAACAAAUCCGAAGAAAAGAAAUAUAAAUUGGAGGACAGACUGGGUGGAAUUUUGUGCUGCGCAGUUUGUCUGGACCUACCUAGAGCAGCGGUUUAUCAGUGCACCAACGGCCACUUGAUGUGCGCCGGCUGCUUCACGCACGUGCUGGCCGACGCGAGGCUGCGCGACGAGUCGGCCACGUGCCCGAGCUGCCGCGUCGACAUCGGCCGGUCGUCGGCCACGCGCAACCUGGCCGUCGAGAACGCCGUGUCGGAGCUGCCGGCCGAGUGCCAGUUCUGCGCCGGCGCCUUUCCCAGGAACUCGCUGGGCCGGCACGAGGAGACCGAGUGCGAAGAGAGAAUUUCAGGUUGCAAAUACAGUCGCAUAGGAUGUCCUUGGAGGGGACCCAUGCACGAGAGAUCGGAACACGAGUCCGAAUGCGUUCAUCCGAAACGCUCCGGGGCAGACGUCAUGGACGCGCUUCAAGUCAUAGACCAACAGAUGGCGGAAGAGAGGAAAUUGUACGACAGCAUUUUCGAUUUGCUCGGAUGCGAAAAGAUCACAUUCAACGAUGUCCAGCUAAAACCUUACCGCACGGAUGAAUAUGUCCACCGUUUAUUUUACGAGUCUUCGAGAUUUUCGGCCUUCAACUACCAAUGGGUGGUUAAAGCUAGGAUAAACAACAGCCAGAAGGACCCUACGCAAAGCUCAGAGAGGGACAUGUCAUAUCAGCUCAUCAUGAAAUCCAAAUCUUCCACACCUUUGAAUUUGAGUUACAUCGUACUGAGAGGGCCUGUGGGAGAUAUCAACGUGAAGCCGAGAAUACACGAAUUCGAGUUCACGGAACAAAGUAAUGAGAGUCCCUACGUCAAAUUACCUUUGCCCGAUACGCCCGAGUGUAAUAGAUUACUUGCAGCUACGACUAUAAAUUUCAGGUUGAUAAUGUUCUCAAAGUGAACACUUUUUUCAAGUGAACCAAAAAUUCUUGAGUAUUUUAGUGAUAUUUUUACAAACUAAUUAUGAUGUUUCAGAAUAUUCAAAACCUAUUAAUACAUUUUUUGUUUUAUAAAUCCUAGGGAUUUGAUUUGGCUUUUUCAGUUUGUCUUUGUGGAUCUCUCUAGGUAUAAGCCUUAGAAUUAGUUUUUUUUUUAUGUCCAUGACAUCUCAAAUUUUAUUCAAUACAAAUGAGAAGAUUUUUUUAUUUUAUUCCUGAUAGAGAAAUAUAUUUAUGUACUUUGUAUGUAGUAUGUAUUUGUUACCUUUAGGUUUGUAUGGAGCCAUUUUUUGUUUUGACUUUAUUGUUUGCUGUGGAAAUUUUCAAAAUUUUGGAACUCUUCAAAGUGCUUCACCUGUUGAUUUGAGUAUUUCAUUUUAUUUGAAUAUUUUCCACUAUGGCAAAAAGUCUGGAGUUUUAUUUCCUAAUAUAUAUAUUUUUUAUUGCAUUCAUAGAAUAUGAUAUUUUAUUUAUAGAGUAAUUUUAUUUUAUGGUUUGGGAAGUAACCUAAAUAAAAAUCUAAGUUC
Phaedon cochleariae (mustard beetle) is the source of this 1734-nucleotide messenger RNA. The record is from the annotation of a GenBank genome assembly. NCBI's taxonomy places the organism in Eukaryota, Metazoa, Arthropoda, Insecta, Coleoptera, Chrysomelidae.